UACAACUGCACCAGUGGUGCGCACGGGACACGGGGGCGAGCAAUGAGUCCUUUCACAGAGGCACAACAGUGAACGUCUCAGAUCGGUUCAGAAGCAGCAGCAGUAGCAUCACACGCGUGAAGUUCAGCGCGCGCGGACACGGACGUGCCAGAUGGCGGGAGCGCAGCCUGGAGUUCACGCGCUCCAGCUCAAACGCGUUUCGGUGCCCGAGAGCCUGAGGACCGGCGACAAAUUCAUUAAAUGGGACGAUGACUGCACCACAGUUACGCCGGUGACACUGCGCGUUGACCCACGGGGCUACUACCUGUACUGGACCGAUCAGAAUAAGGAGACCGACCUGUUAGACGUCUCCCUCAUCAAGGAUACAAGAAAUGGGAAAUUUGCCAAGACGCCAAAGGAGGCCAAGCUGCGAGAGCUUCUGGGUGUGGCGACUCUGGAGGGGAAGCUGGAGAACAGGACGCUCACAGUGGUCAGUGGUGCGGACAUGGUCAACAUCGCCUUCCUGAACUUUACGGCCUUCAAUGAAGAGGUGGCCAAGGAGUGGGCCGAGGAGCUUUUUAGCUUGGCGUCCAACCUGUUGGCACAGAACAUGUCCAGAGAAUCCUGUCUGGAGAAAGUGUACACGAGACUGACGUUACAGCUAACGGCCGAUGGUGGGAUUCCUGUGAAAAACAUCUUCCGUCUGUUCUCGGCCGACAGACGGCGAGUUGAAAACGCUCUGGAGGUCUGCGGCCUGCCGACGGGACGAAGCGACACCAUUCCUCAGGAUACAUUUACAUCUGACGUAUACCGACAGCUACUGAACAACAUUUGUCCGCGGAAUGACAUCGAUACGAUUUUCUCAGAAAUCGGCGCUAAGAUCCGGCCGUACCUCACCGUAGAGCAGAUGACGGAUUUCCUGAACAACAGACAGAGAGACCCCCGUCUGAAUGAGAUCCUGUACCCGCCCCUCAAAGCCGAGCAAGUGCAGGGAUUGGUGGACAAAUAUGAGCCUGACACCAUGCUUUCAGGAAGAGGGCAGAUUUCUGUGGAGGGCUUCGCCAGAUAUCUGAGCGGAGAAGAAAACAGUAUCAUCCCUCCAGAGAAGCUGGACCAGAGUGAAGACAUGACGUUGCCGCUCUCGCAUUACUUCAUCAACUCCUCGCACAACACCUACCUCACAGCGGGUCAGCUGGCGGGAAACUCGUCUGUGGAGAUGUACCGGCAGGUUCUGCUGUCCGGCUGUCGCUGUAUAGAGCUGGACUGCUGGAAGGGCCGCGCCGCCGACGAGGAGCCCGUCAUCACACACGGCUUCACCAUGACCUCGGAGAUCUCCUUCAAGGAGGUGAUUGAGGCCAUCGCAGAGAGCGCCUUCAAGACGUCUCCAUUGCCUGUCAUCCUGUCCUUCGAGAACCAUGUGGACUCGCCUAAACAGCAGGCAAAGAUGGCCGAGUACUGCCGAUCAAUAUUUGGAGACGCGUUGCUCACAGACCCGCUGGAGAAAUACCCCUUGGAGGUCGGUGUUCCUCUGCCCAGCCCCGUGGAUCUGAUUGGCAAAAUCCUCAUUAAGAACAAGAAGAAUUCCCACAAAGCCGACGGCAGCACCAAGAAGAAGCUCUCAGAGCAAACGUCCAACACCUGCAGCGACACGUCCAGCAUGUGUGAGCCCUCGUCUCCCAGCGCAGGGUCAACACACCAGGAGAUGCCAGACAGCCUUCAUGCAGACGGGAACGAGAAAGGUGAAAGAAGAUUGCAGGGAAUGAAAUCCAUUGAUAAAACGACAGGGUCGUUAUCAAAUACCGUGUGUCUGGCUGAUGACAAAGGAGAAGCGGAUGCAGAGAGUGAUGCGGACGAAGAUAACGAUGAAAAUAAGAAGUCCAUGGAUGAGGGGACGGUAAAUGAAGCCUUCGCCACAGAGGAGAUGUCCAACUUAGUCAACUACAUUCAGCCUGUUAAAUUCAACUCCUUCGAGGCGUGCAAAAAAAUCGAUCGAAGUUAUGAAAUGUCCUCAUUUGUGGAGACCAAAGCACUGGAGCUGCUCAAAGAAAAGCCAGUGGAGUUCGUCGAGUAUAAUAAACUGCAGCUGAGCAGAAUUUAUCCCAAAGGAACUCGAGUCGACUCCUCAAAUUACAUGCCUCAAGUCUUCUGGAACGCCGGGUGUCAGCUGGUCGCUCUGAACUUCCAGACCAUAGAUCUGCCCAUGCAGCUGAAUCUGGGCAUAUUUGAGUACAACGGGAAAUGUGGCUACAGACUGAAGCCAGAGUUCAUGAGACGAACGGACAAACAGUUUGACCCGUUCACUCAGAAUACGGUAGACGGGAUCGUAGCGCACACGCUGUCUGUGAAGAUCAUAUCCGGUCAGUUUCUGUCCGAUAAGAGAGUCGGCGUUUACGUGGAGGUGGAAAUGUUCGGCCUGCCGGUGGACACCAAACGGAAAGCGUUUAAGUCCAAGACAUCUCAAGGCAACGCUGUCAAUCCGGUGUGGGAUGAAGAUCCAGUGGUCUUCAAAAGAGUGGUUCUUCCCACGCUCGCGUCGUUGAGGAUAGCCGUGUACGAAGACGGCGGGAAAUUUAUCGGCCAUCGCAUCAUCCCGGUGUGUGCCAUCCGACCCGGAUAUCACUACAUCGGUCUGAGGAAUGAGAAGAACCAAGCGCUGACGCUUCCGUCCGUGUUCGUCUACACUGAGGUCAAGGACUACGUCCCAGACACCUUUGCAGAUGUGAUCGAGGCCCUGUCCAAUCCCAUCCUGUACGUCAGUCUGAUGGAGCAGAGAGCCAGUCAGCUGGCGGCUCUGACGCAGGAGGAGGGAGCGCAGGAGGCCGACAAAGAAGAGGUCAAUAGCGGUGGAGAUCCUGUGUCAGAGGUCAAGACUGACCCAAAACCCACCACAGCCACAGAGAACGGACUGAAUCACGACAACAUCUCGCCCAAAUCAUCCGUGGUCAGUCACCAGACUUCAUCCUCAGGGUCGGUCAAACCUGCUGUGAAGUCUGAGGAUGUUGUCCUGAGUGUUUUAACAGAGGUGGACGCUCAGACUGUAGAUGAACUGAAACAGCUGAAGGCUUAUUUGAGGGAGCAGAAGAGGCAGUACAAAGAACUAAAGGAGCUCGUGAGGAAACACAACAAGAAGACCAACGACCUGAUCAAUGAACACGCGGCCAAACAGAAGCAGUUGCACAGCGACUUCCUCCGGCGCAGGUCGGCGCUGCAGAAGAGGAGUGUGUCGGAUCAGGAUCUGAUGGCUCUGGAGCAGGAGAGAUGCGAGAAACUGAGUGAACUGAAGGAGCAGCAGCAGCGGCAGCUCCUCACGCUCAGACAGGAGCAGUUCUACAGCGAGAAGUACCUCAAACGAGAGCACGUCAAACUGCUUGUUGAGAAACUGACGGCCGUGGCAGAAGAGUGUCAGAAUAACCAGCUGAAGAAACUGAAGGAUCUGUGUGAGAAAGAAAACAAAGACUUGAAGAAAAGGAUGGAUAAGAGACGACAGGAGAAGUUUCAAGAAGCUCGAAUGCUGGAGAAGACUCUGACUGAGGAGAAAAAGAUGGAGAUGAACAGAUCACACGUGAAUGAGGUGGUGCAGUCCAUCAAACGGCUGGAAGAAGCUCAGGCCAAACGACUGGACAGAUUGCUGGAAAAACAUAAAGAUAUUCGACAGCAAAUCCUAGAUGACAAACCAAAGCUCCAGAGCGAACUGGACCAGGAGUAUCAGGACAAGUUUCGGAGACUUCCAGUGGAAAUCCAAGAAUUUGUGCAGGAUUUUGCUGCUUGUAAAGGCAAGUUAAGCCAAGACAGUGACUUUCUUCCCAUUUCCACAACGACGGAGAAGCUCAACCACGCGGCGCUCUCGCCAGGCGAGGACGUGGAGGAACGAUCGCCAGAGAUAGUCUUCGACACGCCACUUUGAAUUUGUUGUACCUUUGUAAACACGUUUUUGUACUCAAUGUGCUGUUGAGUUUUCCCUGAUUUAAUGUGCACCUUUUAGUAUGACGACUGGAUGACUUACUUGAACAAUGUUAAAAAUAAUUGUCCUGUUUUCUUACUUUUAAAACUUUUAGUUUUCACAAGAACUUGCUGCUUAUGCGGAUUGAAAUACGCGUACGUGUUUAGACGGACUCUCGUGUACGUUUAGAUGAGUCUUACUGUCUCUUAAAGAUUCUGAACAGCUCUUGAAGUCUUUUAAUAUAAAGUUUAGGCUCUAUAUAAGUCACCCAUGUUAUCCUGGACCGUUCUGACACAAUUUAGAUUUUGUACAAAUUCAUUUUUACAUGUAUAAAACAACGCACAGACAUGAAACAUAAAAGCAUCAAGUGAAUAAGUUGCUUGCACGUUACUGUACAGAAAUGUGAUGUGAAAGUAAAGCAUUCUUGUACAACAUGCAUAGAGAGAUCUACAUCACAUUUAUGCAUUCGGCAGACUUGCGCUGCAUUCAAAGAUCACAUGCGAUCAGUUCAUUCAUUCCCUGGGAAUCGAACCCGUGACCUUGACGUUACUAGCGUUUGAUCCACUGUUUGAGCUGCAGGAUGAUGUUUAGUAAAGGUGUUCAAUAAAGAUUCGUAUGUGCCACAAAGAGGAAUAUCUGACCACAAAUACACUGUGGGAGAAUGUUUAAACAAACUCUACGCAAUUGACCACAGUCACGACUGGACCAAAGUUUUCAAAUGAAGAUGAAGACAACAGACAAUGUCAUUAAUGUGAUGAAUGUAUCUACAGUGGAACGCUGCCUGUUUCUGAGGAUCUUUUAUCAAUGUUUACGAGAUGAUUGGCGUCGCGUGACGUGUCCGAUAUUCACCCGUGUCAAAACGACACCAGUGCCACAAACAUCUGAGACGUGCCUGUAGAUGCACAUGAACGGCGUCUCGUUCGAGGUGUUUGCGAGUCCUGUGCUUCUGAACACGUUUACCUUCUUAAUGCAUCAUAUGUACAUUUGUCAUUGUAAUAUAACAGUCUGUGGGCGUCUAGUGCACUGAUGAGUAAAGCUUGUGACUAGCAGUAUUUCAGAGAAAUGUUACAUUCAUAGAGACGCUCCUUUCACUUGAAGUUCCUCCACACUGAUGUUGAUGUACCUAAAGCUUCUUGAAAUCAUGUGUAAAGUGUAAGCGAGUUAAUAAAUGCCUGUGGAUGAAAUAAA
Labeo rohita (rohu) is the source of this 5107-nucleotide messenger RNA. It is a transcript of the gene plcb1l, whose product is annotated as 1-phosphatidylinositol 4,5-bisphosphate phosphodiesterase beta-1. The record is from RefSeq and is a predicted model, not a curated record. Gene Ontology annotation, cellular component: cytoplasm; nuclear speck. Gene Ontology annotation, molecular function: phosphatidylinositol-4,5-bisphosphate phospholipase C activity; calcium ion binding; calmodulin binding. Bases 152 to 3883 code for a protein of 1243 amino acids. Lineage: Eukaryota; Metazoa; Chordata; Actinopteri; Cypriniformes; Cyprinidae. The transcript has 33 exons. Gene Ontology annotation, biological process: memory; phosphatidylinositol-mediated signaling; lipid catabolic process.